This is a messenger RNA of Castor canadensis (American beaver), 1625 nucleotides long. RefSeq names its product beta-1,3-galactosyltransferase 4 (gene B3galt4). Gene Ontology annotation, molecular function: hexosyltransferase activity. Gene Ontology annotation, biological process: protein O-linked glycosylation. The record is from RefSeq and is a predicted model, not a curated record. Gene Ontology annotation, cellular component: Golgi membrane. NCBI's taxonomy places the organism in Eukaryota, Metazoa, Chordata, Mammalia, Rodentia, Castoridae.
GGCUCCAGCAUGGGUUUGCGCGCUUCCGGCAGAAAGGAACGAUGGGAACUCGGUGGGGGAAGGGCUGCAGGUGGCCGGCCAUGGAGCGGAGCUUAGCGGUGGCGGGGCCGGGGCCACAAGAUCCCGUCUGACCGCGCCACGCCAUGCCCCUCAGCUUCUUCCAGCGACUUCUCCUUGCCACCCUGCUGCUGGUGAUCAUCUGGACCCUCUUUGGGCCUUCCGGGUUGGGGGAGGAGCUGCUGAGCCUCUCGCUGGCGUCCCUGCUCCCAGCCCCCGCCUCUCCCGGGCCGCCCCUGGCCCUGCCCCGCCUGUUGAUCCCCAACCAGGAGGCCUGCAGUGGUCCUGGAGUCCCUCCUUUCCUGCUAAUCCUGGUGUGCACGGCCCCGGCAAACCUGAACCAAAGGAACGCCAUUCGGGCCUCGUGGGGCGGACUGCGCGAGGCCCGGGGACUCGGGGUGCGCACGCUUUUCCUGGUAGGAGAGCCUCAUGGGCAGCACCUCACCGGUGGUUCCCAAGGGAAUGACCUGGCACGGGAGUCAGCAGCCAGGGACAUCUUGCAGGCUGCCUUCCAGGACUCCUACCGAAACCUCACCCUCAAGACCCUCAGUGGACUUAACUGGGCCGACAAACACUGCCCCAUGGCCCGUUACGUCCUCAAGACAGACGACGAUGUCUACGUCAACGUCCCUGAGCUGGUGUCAGAACUGAUUCUGAGAGGGGGCCCUAUGGAGAAGGGCAUGGGGACCCGCAAAGAGGCCAGGGCUGUAGAGGGAAAGCAGCAAGGCCGGGCUUUGCAGGAAGAGACCGUGCCACUUCUGUACCUAGGCCGUGUACAUUGGAGGGUGAACCCCUCUCGGACCCCUGGGAGCCGGCAUCAAGUGUCAGAAGAGCAAUGGCCUCCAACCUGGGGCCCCUUUCCACCCUAUGCCUCUGGCACAGGGUAUGUGCUGUCAGCCUCAGCUGUGCAGCUCAUUCUAAAGGUGGCCAGUGGAGCACCCCCUCUGCCACUAGAGGACGUCUUUGUUGGAGUUAGUGCACGACGAGGAGGCCUCUCCCCAACCCAUUGCGUCAAGCUGGCUGGUGCCACCCACUACCCCCUGGAUCGGUGCUGUUACGGGAAAUUCCUGCUAACAUCCCAUAAAUUGGAUCCCUGGAAGAUGCAGGAAGCCUGGAAACUAGUGAAUGGAUUAGAUGGAGAAAGGACCACACCCUUUUGUUCCUGGCUCCAGGGAGUCUUGGGCAUCCUUCGGUGUCGAGUCAUUGCCUGGCUUCAUAGCUGAGCAUCUGGAGUCACGGGAGAAAACACGGAGCCAGAACCUUCAAGACUACUCUUCCAAGCCCAAGGUAGGGGCCCUAGCUGGCUGCAGCAGAUGUUUCCUCAUACAAGACUGAGUCUGUCUCCAGAGGGAUAUAGGAGAUACCUAAGGACCUUGCCUGCUAGCCCCAAAGGUGGUCACUAGGGAUAGGGGAAAAAAAAAUGCUGGAGUUGUUCUGUUCCCUCCAGCCAAAGCAGAAGAGGGGAAUGAGUCACUCAAUAAAACUUGUCUCUCCACUCCUUCAAGUGCAGUGUCUUCAUCAGGACUCCAAGAACCUGGAAAGCCAAGGCUUCAACCCUGUGGGAUGGG